Messenger RNA from Scylla paramamosain (green mud crab), 1038 nucleotides. RefSeq names its product phosphatidylethanolamine-binding protein 4-like. The record is from RefSeq and is a predicted model, not a curated record. Lineage: Eukaryota; Metazoa; Arthropoda; Malacostraca; Decapoda; Portunidae. The transcript has 6 exons. Bases 156 to 704 code for a protein of 182 amino acids.
AGUUUCCCUUACACGGUACGUUUUCUGUAAGUGGGGCCCCUUACCGAGCGUAGCGCCUCGCCACUGGGGAGAAAGCUGCGGGACACCUGCGGAUUCUGUGCACACCUCUCUCUACACACCUGGUGUUCCUGUCAACAGAAGGGGAACCAGUUAGCAUGGCAGGUGUGGCUAUCAACGUUAUCCUACUGGCUGUUUUGUCUGUGGCAGCAGCGGACACCUGCACACACCCCAUCACCUGGUCCUGCUCUGCUCCACCUCAUCUCACGCUCAAGUUCUCCAAGGUGACUGUGACGGAAUGUAAUGAAAACAAUAGCAAGGAUCUCUUUAAGACGCUCCUGAGCAUCUCCUACACUGGCAAUAACAUCGAUCAGCAGAGCAAGACAUACACAGCAGUGAUGGUGGAUCCUGACGCCCCUAAUCAUGCCAACGGAGAAGCAUGGCUGCACUGGAUCCGCUCUGGGCUGACGGGCAAAGAUCUUGUGGACGGGACGAUGCUCACUGGCCAGGAUAUCAUGGAAUACGCCCCACCCACGCCACCAAACAGAACUGGCAUCCACCGCUACUUCGUCUUCUUGUUCGAGGAAACUAAACCGGUGACGGCGACGAAGGAUUUGGGAAGACGCAAGUUUGACCUGGCAGCAUUUGCUAAGAAUAACCAGUUGUGUGGACCUCUUGCUUCCAAUAUGUUCAAAACGCAAUAUUAACUCCAAUGCUUGUUGUCUUGAAGCUUCAUGAAUUGUCUCCACCCACCAUGAACAAGGAGACAAAGCAGCACAUUGAUUUGUUUUCUUUUGUUAAGGCAGGGCAACUUUCAGUAUUUUAAUGCCCAGUUAUUAUGAUUAUUAUCAUGUACUAUGUAUUAUGAUUCUUUAACGGCGCGCUGGAGUGAUUCAAUACCUUCAUUGUGCUUUUUGCUUCAUGGUUUUGGUUCAAAGUAUUGUUUCAGAACGGUUACGUCGGUCCACUUACAGAGGAGCAACAUUACGACUGGUUACUUACGUCACUACUACUUACGGUGAAUAAACAUUGCUUACCCAA